Messenger RNA from Drosophila mojavensis, 1191 nucleotides. RefSeq names its product myosin-2 essential light chain (gene Mlc-c). The coding region runs from base 122 to 565 and encodes 147 amino acids. Gene Ontology annotation, cellular component: myosin II complex. Gene Ontology annotation, molecular function: calcium ion binding; myosin heavy chain binding. The record is from RefSeq and is a predicted model, not a curated record. NCBI's taxonomy places the organism in Eukaryota, Metazoa, Arthropoda, Insecta, Diptera, Drosophilidae. The transcript has 3 exons.
ACAUUUCCGAUUAUUUUGGCAGCACGGGUGGCCAUCACCAAUAAAUAAUUUCGUUUAAGUGCAUUAGGCAUUCAUUUAAUCCGUGUUUUUGUGUUGUGUUUUACCCACAUUUUUAAUCAAUAUGGCAGCAUACACCGAGGAUCAGUUGGCUGAAUUCCAGGAGGCCUUCAACCUAUUCGAUAAUCGCGGCGAUGGCAAAAUUCAGUUGAGCCAGGUGGGCGAAUGCUUGCGUGCAUUGGGCCAGAAUCCCACCGAAUCGGAUGUGAAGAAGUGCACCCAUCAGCUGAAGCCGGACGAGCGCAUCUCGUUCGAGGUCUUUCUGCCCAUCUAUCAGGCCAUAUCGAAGGCGCGCUCCGGCGACACAGCCGACGAUUUCAUUGAGGGCUUGCGCCAUUUCGAUAAGGAUGCUAGUGGCUACAUAUCGUCCGCUGAGCUGCGCCACCUGUUGACCACGCUCGGUGAGAAGCUCACCGACGAGGAAGUUGAACAGCUUCUGGCCAACAUGGAGGAUCAGCAGGGCAACAUCAACUAUGAGGAGUUUGUCCGCAUGGUUAUGAGCGGUUAAACCAUUGCCGUCAAUUGCCAGGCAGUGGAGGAAAUGAAGAAGAAUGAAAGACAUCAACAACAGCAAGAUGAAAAAAAAAAAAGAUGUAGAGUAGGAACACUCACCUGCCAUGUUAUUAGCUAGCCGUUCAUUCCGCCAAAAGUCCAAUUCCAAUAUUCCAAGUUAAUUUCUCUCUUAUAUUUGUAUAUUUUUGUAUAUUCUUGCAUUUCACGGCAAAUUGAUAUGAUUCCAUAUAAAACAACAACAACAACAACAACAUCAACAACAUCAACAUCGAUGACGACAAAGAGACGACCUACAUACAGCACACAAAACUAACCAUUGUUUCAAGCAGGGUAAAGCACAUCCUCGGAGAGGUCGCAUCGUAUUAUACUAAAUUGUUCGAGUUUCUUAUUCAAAACAAAAACUUAUCUUUAUUUCUCUACACACACAUACAAAUAUACACUCAACACACAUACACACACACAAUACACAUACAUAUAUAGAUCCGUAAUGGAACUCAAGUCUUUAACGAGUAUCGUAACAAGUAUUGCUAAUUAAUGAUUUUGAUAUCUAUGUAUAUAUAUAUGUAUAUACAUUAGAGAGAGAAGCGUAUAAUUGAACUUAAUGCGCAUUUCAAAUUUUUA